Molecule: messenger RNA, 1061 nt
Organism: Nicotiana attenuata
Lineage: Eukaryota; Viridiplantae; Streptophyta; Magnoliopsida; Solanales; Solanaceae
Product: probable plastid-lipid-associated protein 7, chloroplastic
Exons: 7
Coding region: 145-948 (267 amino acids)
Source: RefSeq, a predicted model, not a curated record
AAGAGCUAUGGCAAACAUUACCACAAGGACAAGAUAGACAUCUCUUGGCAAAACCACAUUCUUUAUGUCUUUACUUGGUCUUCUUCCCAAAAGGCCUAAAUAAAAAAGAGCAGAACCUUAUACCCCAUUAAUCUGAUUAGUCCAAUGGCCACAAAACUUGUAGUAAAGCCUCAAAUCACAGUUUCACACCUGUCUCCUCCAUCACCAAACUCCAUUGAAAUACUGAGAAGUCAAAGAAAUACCGUCUCAGCCACUAGUCCAAGAUUAAACUUUAAGAAAAUUUCAAGAUUUGGGGAUUGGUCAUUUGCACAAAGGACCAUUUCUCUAAAUAAUAAAGCUGCAGAACAACAGAAUGUAUCAACUGAUGCUUCCCAAAUCAAGAUUGAACUUUAUGAUGCACUUCAAGGAAUUAAUAGAGGAAUAUUUGGAGCGUCAUCUCACAAAAAAUCUGAAAUUGAAGAGCUGGUCAAGCAACUGGAGUCUCAAAAUCCAACUCCUGAACCAACCUUAUCUCUAGAUAAGGUGGCUGGAAGUUGGAAGCUUAUAUACAGUACUAUAAGUAUUUUAGGAUCAAAAAGAACAAAACUAGGAUUGAGAGAUUUUAUUACACUGGGGGAUUUAUAUCAGAAUAUUGAUAUUUCUGAGGGAAAAGCUGUGAUUGUAAUAAAUUUUAAUGCGAGAGGAUUAAGUUUAUUGAGUGGAGAGCUAAGGAUCGAAGCCAUCUUCAGGAUUGCAUCCAAAUCAAGAGUUGACAUUUUCUACAACAAUUCUGCAAUAACACCAGACCAGUUGAUGAACGUGUUUCAGAAGAACUACGAUCUUCUUCUUGGCAUCUUCAACCCAGAAGGCUGGCUUGAGAUUACAUAUGUUGAUGAGAAUUUGAGGAUAGGCAGAGAUGACAAGGGCAACAUUUUUGUUUUGGAGAGAUCACAGGAGGAUAAACUUUGAGAAUUCUUGAUUUACAUUAACCUAAUUCUCCUGCCCUUUUACCCCUUAUUUAUAAUGUAAAUUCCAAUACACCCUUCCUAUGUAUAUAGAAGAAAUAAUCUCAAUUAUAGAUA